ACUCAUCAGAUCAGCCUCACAAUUCAGUCCUGACCUUUCACUGGUGGCCUUCAGCAGAGUUAAUGUUUAAAAACUUUUUAGUGCUCAGUUCCUGCUCGAUAAAAUAAUCUGAUUUAAACUGGAUUACGGAACGAGAUGCUGAAUACCACAAGACAUUAGAGUACACCAUAGCAUGAUGACUCUUAACGUCAGAGUCUCUUAAAGGCACAGAACACAUUUAAGAUGUGUUAUUAUCGGUCAGCACAUGGUGCCUGAAAUUCAAAUAUGUCACGCUGAGACCAAGCCGAAGGUACUGAUGUCAUGGUAUAUUAAUAAACCAUCACUUGAUCUGCGUUUACUCAGAGAAUGUCACAAGGACAACCCUGUGUCGGGUGCUAAAAUGUGGCAAAAGACCUAUUUGACCUUUGCUCUCCUGGUGAUGGUGGCCUGGGCUGACCACCAUGAGGGCCACAAUCACACAGACCAUUCUGCAGAUCACCAUUUAGAAGAACGCACAAUUUACAAUACUGACUUUGCCUUUGCCUUAUACGAGAAACUCUCCAACAAUGCUGACGCCAAAGGCAAAAACAUCUUUUUCUCUCCACUGAGCAUCUCCAUGGCUCUGUCCAUGCUGGCUCUGGGAGCCAAAAAAGAGACCCACUCACAAAUCUUCAGCACUCUGGGCUACAGCUCCCUCACAGAGGAUCAGGUCAAUGAAGCCUAUGAGCACCUGCUGCACAUGCUGGACCACAGCCAGGAGGCCAUGCUGCUGGAGACCGGAGGUGGUCUGGCUGUCCGAGAAGGUUUCAAACCUGUCGACAAGUUCCUGAAAGAUCUUCAGCACUUCUACCAUGCAGAGGCCUUCACUGUGGACUUUUCCAAAGCUGACGUUGCUGUCCAAGAGAUCAACAAGUUCAUCGCUAAGAAGACCAAUGACACCAUCACUGACAUGGUCAAGAGCCUGGACCCAGAUACCAUCAUGGUGCUCAUCAACUACAUCUAUUUCAGAGGUAAAUGGCAGAAGCCUUUUCUAGAGGGGGCCACCCACAAAUCCAACUUCUAUGUGGACGAGAACACGACGGUCACUGUGGACAUGAUGAUAUUAAGGGAUGCAGAAUUCAAUUUCCACAUAACCAAAAGCUUCUCCAUUAUCCAGUUGUGCUACACUGGCAAUGCCUUCAUGUUGAUCAUUCUUCCUGCUGAGGGAAAAAUGGAGGAAGUAGAGAAACAAAUGAGUAGUUUUCAGAUCAGGAACUGGCUGGACAAAGGACACCAAAGGUCUGAAAUUUAUAUGCCCAAGUUCUCCAUCUCUGCCUCUGCCUGUCUUGGGGACAUUCUAAAGGAAAUGGGUAUUGUUGAUGCAUUCUCAGACAAGGCAGACUUCUCUGGAAUGAGUGAGGAUACAGAACUGAAGGUUUCUAAUGUUCUCCACAAGGCAGUCCUCACUGUUGAUGAGAAAGGUACUGAAGCAGCUGGUACUACCACUGUAGAUGUAAUCGAUAAGUCAAUGCCAUUAAUCAUCAAAAUCAACAGACCCUUCUUGGUCUACAUUUGGGAAGAAUCUCUCAAGAGCCUCCUCUUCAUGGGAAAGAUUGUCAACCCUACUCUAUGAUAAGUCUAAUGAACUUGAUUUAGUUUUAAAUUUCAAAUAUAUCAGCAAAUGCAUUUAGUGGAAUUGGAUUAGUCUUAUAAU
Molecule: messenger RNA, 1672 nt
Organism: Hemibagrus wyckioides
Lineage: Eukaryota; Metazoa; Chordata; Actinopteri; Siluriformes; Bagridae
Product: alpha-1-antitrypsin homolog
Exons: 7
Coding region: 245-1591 (448 amino acids)
Biological process (GO): negative regulation of endopeptidase activity
Molecular function (GO): serine-type endopeptidase inhibitor activity
Source: RefSeq, a predicted model, not a curated record